Arctia plantaginis is the source of this 450-nucleotide messenger RNA. Lineage: Eukaryota; Metazoa; Arthropoda; Insecta; Lepidoptera; Erebidae. The record is from the annotation of a GenBank genome assembly.
AUGUUCACUAGUAGCAUCCAUUCACUUACAUUAAAGAAACAUUCGUCUCGUGUUAUUUCUAGGGUUCUAACACAAGCCGCAAACUUGGCCUACGAGGUCUACAUGCCAACGCCCACAUGUAACAGUCCAAUCUGCGGUUACCCGUGUCCUGAAAUGUAUAAAGAAUACGGGGAAAUAUGUGCCCGCAACGGAGAAUAUAAUUAUAAAACCUUUCCAAACGUCUGUGAAAUGUUAACAGAUAACUGCGACAAGAAUAUGGACUGGGUUAUGACGCGCAGAGGAGAAUGUUUUCCGUAUUGGGGCACAUCUGAGGGUACUUGGGACCUCUGGAUCAACAAAGGAACAUUUCCUCCGAAACUUAAAGAGAAAUUUGAAAAGGGUCACACCAUCAUAGAUAGUCUAGAACAAUAUAAACAUUAUAUAUACGACUACCACUCAAGCACAAACUAG